UCUUUUGAGAAAUAUCUCAGAUUCUUGGGCUGCCUCUUUAUUCCAGCUUGUCAAUGUCCCCAUUUCCAUUGACUUAACUGGUGGAAUUCAUUUCUUCUUAAAUUCUUUAGCUAUAUCAUUAGCCAGCAAUUAAUCUGCAUGGUUGCCUUUCUCAAAAAACUUCUGUUGGAUAAACUGCAAAGCUUUCUGCUUCGAUGAACUGGCUACUUGUUAAGGUGCCCAAAGUGUUCCUGCCCCCCUUGCACGAGCUGCCCCAGUGUGGGAUCCACCAGAAGUGAGCUUAGCACCCGCAUGACUCAUGCGAGGAGGGGGAGGAGGGGGGGGCUCUUGAAUUUCCUCUCCCUUGUGCAUAAACUCCGGUUUGUGGCCGGUGUCAGUUGGGGGGAGUUGUGGUUCGUCCCCCACCCGCAGCAGAUCUUGGCGCUUCCUCGGAAGAUGAGGAAGCGAGAGGCUGACCUUGAAGCUUGCUGAUGUCUGCUAGCAGGUAGCCAGGGACUACCUGAGGAUGGACCCAAAGCUUUCCCGGGAAAGGGAGGAAGGACUGGAAUCCAAAUACCUGCUCAUACAGGAGCAAUGCUCUUUGGCAUCUGUAGCGCGCUCUUGAAUAUUCAGAGCAUUUGGCGUGUCUCAUCUUGUGGCAAUCCUCCUUCCAGCAGCCACCCUGUCGCAGCCGCCCGCAGUGGCAGCCGUCGCGAAGAGUGCCCCCCUUCUCUGCUGAACGACAACGACGGAGGCGACUUCUCCCUCUCUGGGCCAACGGCAGGAGUUUGCGAAAUUUCCUGCUGGCUGCUGGAGCCGGACGGGAGCGCCUCGCUUGCUCUCGGCUCCCCCCACUUCCUGGCUCCCCGGCAGGUGAUGCGGGCGCUCUCUGGCCAGGCGUGAUGGCGUCGGCGACCCUGUGGCUCUUCAGCCUGGCCUGGGUGGCAGCCGGGCAGGCCAGCGCGGGAGGCUCCCUGCUGGGAGCGUGGGACGCCGCCGACACCCCUGGAUCCGCCCUGCACGUGGAGCCCUCCGGCAGCAGGGUCCAGGCCUCGGGCCCAGACGUGGAUUGCAAGGAGGUGGGGAAGCAGAACAGCACCCAGCGCUGCUCCUUCAUCCAGAACAACCCCGACUGCCGGAUGGACGGCGGCUUCCUCAACUACCUCAACGGGGUCUUCUGCGUCUUCCCAGCAGCUCUGCAGCCCCUGGUGGUGACGCUCUAUGCGCUGUGGCUGCUCUACCUGUUUGUCAUUCUGGGCGUCACGGCGGAGAAAUUCUUCUGCCCCAACUUAUCCGCCAUCUCCACCACGCUGAAGCUGGCCCACAACGUCGCAGGUGUCACCUUCCUGGCCUUUGGGAACGGCGCGCCGGACGUCUUCAGUGCCGUGGUGGCCUUCUCCGACCCACGGACUGCUGGCCUGGCCAUCGGAGCCCUCUUUGGUGCCGGGAUCUUCGUCACGACCAUUGUGGCUGGCGGUAUAGCCCUGGUGAGGCCUUUCACGGCUGCCUCCAGGCCCUUCCUCCGGGACGCCGUCUUCUACAUGGUGUCUGUGUUCUUGACCUUCGUGGCGCUCUAUUUUGAGAAGGUCUCUUUGGCGGAAGCCCUGAGUUACCUCUGCCUGUACAUCUUCUACGUGGCGACAGUCGUGGUCUCCACCUGGCUGCACAAGAGGCAGCGGAGAGAGAGGCUGGCGCCCCCCAGCCCGGCAGAGCCAGACCUUGGAACAGAUUCUGAAGACGGAGAUUCCUCCAGCGUGGACUACAGGGAAGAAUACCGCCCGCUGCUGCCCUCGCAGGAGGAGAGCACCCGGCAGCUCCUGGCCAGCGCCCUGAACCCCCUGGACCACCGGAAGUGGAGGAGGAAGCCCUGCUGCUGGCGGCUCCUCAAAGCCACCCAGCUGCCGGUGGAGUUGGUGCUGCUGCUGACGGUGCCGGUGGUGGACCCAGACCGGGAGGACCGCAACUGGAAGCGGCCCCUCAACUGCCUGCACCUGGCCACCGGGCCCCUGGUCUGCGUGCUGGCCCUCAAGUCUGGCUCCUACGGCUUCUACAAGAUCCAAGGGGCCUUCCCGGUCUGGGGUCUGGUGGUCCUGGGGGGGGCCGCCUUGGCCCUGGUCGUCUUCUGCAUGACGAGGAACGAGGAGCCACCCCGGUUUCACUUUGUCUUUGCCUUCUUGGGCUUCCUGGUCAGUGCCAUGUGGAUCAACGCGGCGGCCACCGAGGUGGUGAAUAUCUUGAGGACCCUGGGGGUGGUCUUCUCCCUCAGCAACACCGUCCUGGGGCUGACCUUGCUGGCCUGGGGCAACAGCAUUGGGGACAUGUUCUCGGACCUCACCAUGGCUCGGCAGGGAUACCCCCGGAUGGCCUUUUCGGCCUGCUUUGGAGGCAUCAUCUUCAACAUGCUUGUUGGCGUGGGUCUCGGCUGCCUGCUGCAGAUGACGAGCGGCAAGCUGGCCGUGAAGCUGGACCCGGCGGGCCUGCUGGUGUGGGUCCUGGCCGGGGCACUGGGGCUCAGCCUGGUCUUCUCCUUCCUCUCGGUGCCCGCCCAGCGCUUCCAGCUGGGGAGGGGCUACGGCUGCUGCCUCAUCGCCUACUACCUGGUCUUCCUGACGGUGGCCCUGCUCACCGAGUUCAGAGUCAUCCGGAUCUCCACCUUCUGACGAAGGCCUCUUGGGCAGCCCUACUGGAUCAGGCCCAAGGAGGCCCAUCUUGUGCCCCAGAGUGGCCUCCGAGGAGCCCCCAGGCGAGAGGGGAGGGGGGCAGGCCCUCUUUCCUGCUCAUGCUGCCGCCCCCCCCCCUUGGUCUUGUGGCCGCAGAACUGUGGUGGUGCUGAUGCAGGCUGGAUGUUACCACCACCCCCCUUGAUCCGCCUCCUGCCUUGCAACGGAGCGCCCAGCACUGCUGGCGAAUUCUGAACAGCCCUCGUCAUCGGAACCCGACUGCUGCUACUGCAGGGAGGCGGCCCAGCUCGGGUCUCGCAGGCACAGGCCCCCAGGGACCGCCCUCUGAGCAGCACCCUCUGGCCUGCGGGCAACCCCGGGGUGGGCAGACCAGAUGGGGGCCUGUGCCAGGAUCGGGGUGGGGGGUGGGGGGGUGUCCAGCCCCUGUCAGUCUUGACUCCUUGGAAGGAGAGGCAUUUCUUAGAUUCAGAAGAGUGAUUUUGUGUUGGCUUUUAAAUGAUUUUUAGGGGGCCACGUGGACAUUUUUACGGGGAGGGCUUUAGAUGCCCUCUUUAGAAGCUGCAGGUAGGCAGACGGAGGGAGGACUCGGGUUUUCCGUGCUGCUCGUCACAAGCCAGUUCCCCAAGAAACAAACUAUACAGACAAGAGAGAGCGCAUCAUCUUGCCUAAAAUGUGCUCAAGAUGCCAGCAGGCAAACACGCAUUGCCCUUGCUACGCAGAUUUUGUGGGUGGUGUGUAGUGCUUAGAAAAUGGAUUUGUCCAGCAGUGGGACGAAAGAAGGAUGUGUGAGUGCAUGUGCCAUGGGCAAGGAUGCAUCUGCCAGGCGUGUCUGAAGUCCCGGGAAAAGCCGCAUCAGCAUGGGGUCCGGCCGGGUUCCUACAAAGCUCAAAUGCAGCGUCUUUACCCGCUUGACUCGCUUACUGGGUCUGUAGCCCUCUGCUUCCCUGGCUGCCACCUGGGCACUCUCCAGACUAGACCCUGCAACGGGGUCAGGACGUCUCUUGGAAGUGGCCUCCACACCUCCUGCGUCAUGACACCGCAGCCCCUACACAGACAGCAGGGGGGCCGUUCACAUCUCCAAAUUUGCCUUGUUGCGAAUUUAAUCGCCGCAAUACAGAGCUAGGACGCCGUUUCCACGAGAUUCUGCUCCCCCCGUUGUUUACGUUCCAAAUGUGACUUGCCUGAACGGAGGCAUUUUGCUGCUGCUGAGCAGCUAGUCUGGAAAGAGCCCAGCACAGCUUGGCCGGGAAAUGCUGCUGCUUCUGCUUGCUUGUUCAACAGGGUCAGGGUGAAACUGCGGCUUGGAGGGGGAGAGCGUCUUGUGCAGCUUGGGAGAUGCGCUCUGUGGCCUCUCGCUUCCCAUUUUUGCGGGUGGGUUGUGAGGCUGCUUCUCGGCCCGAGCGAUGAUAAGGCAGGUUGCUUCCUCCGCCAGCCCUUGACCACACUCGGAGCGGUCCCAGGCUCCAGGCGUCUGGCUUGCUUCACCCUUCAGCCGGUGUGGCAGGAUGAGCCGGCCACAAGGCAGGCCGCCUGUGUCCUUGUUCCUCCAGAGGAAACCGACACCGGCCCUGGCAGAGUGUUGGGCAACCUUGUGCUGCUUGCAGGGGGCAGAUCCGGGCAUGUUCCGCUUUCGGCAGUCUGUGACCUGCAAGAGCCACUCCCGGCUGUCACAACAGAGCACUGACCAGCUGCUGCAAGCGGGUGGAUUCACGGAUGGGGAGAAGCAUGGCGGGAAGGGAGCUCUGGGUGCUGGGCUCCAAAAAAAAAACCCCCUCUCUUGGAUAAGUCGUAUGCAGAUUGGAUCUAUUCAAACCCAUUUGAGGAAACACGUCCUUCCACCACAGCCGGAUUCUGUCGCAUAGGAAGCGCCCGCUGCGGAGUCAGGCCCAAAGUCUGUCGCGUGCAGGAUGGCCCACCCUGACCGGCAGCCACUCUCCAGGGUGUCAGGUUUCCACAGAAGUGGUGCAGCUGGUUGGGCUUUUCAUUCUCCGAAGCGUUUGGACUACCCAGAAGUUGUAAAGGGUUGGCGUAUUUUCAGGGAGGAGGGUGCGCCAAGUGACAGCGAAACUUGUGGGGCAGGCUUGUUACCUGGUCUCUUCUCAUAAUAGAGCCCAAGUGGUGCAGUCAGGCAGGAGACUGGGGUUGACUGGCGGAUCUCUGGGUGACCUGCAGGAGGUCACCAACCCCGACGUGUUCCGGUAGCUAAACACUCAGGCGUCUGCGAAGGAGCCAGGUGCCAAAAUGAAGCCCGCUUUGGGGCACAACCGGCAGUGGGCCUUUGUGCAAAAGAACCACUGUCUCAGGUCUGGCACUCGAAACAGAGUUCUGGGCUUUGCGUAUGCUCAGAGGCACCCUCCUCCUCUUCUUCCUUGCCUUUAAAACAUAUAUGUGUGUGUGUCUCUCUCUCUCUGCAGAGCCAGCCUGCAACUUCCCAUUCUCUGGUGUCUGUAAGGAAGCUUCCCCAUGUCCUUGCUCUCCCACAAUCUACCUCACUAGGCUACGCAAGGGGCGUGCUAGCCCCCCCCCCGGGGCUCUUGGGAUAGGGUGGUGACAUUCUCAAGUUAAGUGCUGCUACGGGGCUAGUUAGUCCGUGAUGGCCGAUGCUGCGUCCCGGAGACGGCCAGAGAGGGUCUCCAAAACCUCUCGGUCUCCCGCAGCUAGAAAGCUGUGCUUGAGGGAUCUCCCAGAACUGCUUUCCAUGAAUGUUUACUGCUGGGUGGUUUGCACGUGGUGUGGUGGGGGGGGGGGGGAGGAAGGGGGUGUCUGUUUACUGGCUGCUGGAAGUCUUUGGACUGUGACCCUGAACUGGUGUGAGCUGUAACCCAGCGUCUGCCUUCGCCGCCCCACCCAGCGCUGGGAAGGGUCACUCAGGAAAUGGCUUUGGGGUGUUGUUUACUUGGUUUUCUGCAGGGAACCUCCAACAGCAUCAUUCGGACUGACUGCUGCUGCCGCCAGUGGAGCAUUUACAGCCAUCAUUUCUAGGCCGGCCUCCCCUUCCCUGUAAAAGCCUUUCUCGGCCUCGAAGCACACAACUGUGUCUGUCCUCCUAAUAAAGGCACCGUGCCGA
Molecule: messenger RNA, 5727 nt
Organism: Hemicordylus capensis (graceful crag lizard)
Lineage: Eukaryota; Metazoa; Chordata; Lepidosauria; Squamata; Cordylidae
Gene: SLC8B1
Product: solute carrier family 8 member B1
Exons: 16
Coding region: 882-2639 (585 amino acids)
Biological process (GO): intracellular calcium ion homeostasis; calcium export from the mitochondrion
Cellular component (GO): membrane
Molecular function (GO): calcium:sodium antiporter activity
Source: RefSeq, a predicted model, not a curated record